This is a messenger RNA of Drosophila arizonae, 1348 nucleotides long. RefSeq lists its product as uncharacterized. The record is from RefSeq and is a predicted model, not a curated record. NCBI's taxonomy places the organism in Eukaryota, Metazoa, Arthropoda, Insecta, Diptera, Drosophilidae.
UUCACGUAAGACGCACUUGGAGAAAAACAGAAAAAUAUCAAAGUAUAAAGAUAUACAAAAACAAAAAGGAAAACAAUGAAUGUGUCGAACAUAAAUAACGACUUGCGAUCGUAUUCACGACACUGGCUUACUGAGUUCAUUGAACAGUAUCAGGAGGAGGAGUGUCUCUGGCAGCCGAAGCACCAUGACUACAGCAAUCACGCCGCCAGAAAUAAAGCCUACGACAAAUUAGUAGAAAAACUAAAAGAAGUCGAGCCAAAUCCAGACCGCGCGAUGGUUGUUAGAAAGAUUAACUCGCUACGGUCCGCAUUUCGUCGCGAGUUUCGCAAAUCCAGCACCAAAUCCGACUACGAGACACGCCUUUGGUACUACGACAAGCUGCUCUUCAUAGCCGACCACAAACCCAAACGCCAUUCAAACGAACUGGCCGGCAAGCCCAAACGAGAGCUGCACAUCAAUUUUGAUGACGAGGACUCGAUGGACUACGAGGAGGAAUCACACCAUACGCCUCAGUCACAGCAUAUCGAAACCAUCGUGCCCAAUGCCAGCGAUGAAGUUGAGGCAGAGGUGGCUGCGGUCGGCACCAACAAUGUUGUAGUCAGUAGUCAGGGCGCCACGCUGAGCACCAUCUCGGUGACUCCAGCGGAUUGUGUCACACUGGUAAAAGACGAAUCACAUCAGACACACAACGAGGUGGCAGAGGCGCACCAGCGACUAGUUGCCCAGGCCAACGCUGCACAAUCCUCGUUAGCUGCUGCAGGCGGGCAUGCCGUGAAGGUGUUAGAAAUAACAUCGCUCGACUCCAAUUCACAGCGCGAGAUACAACAGGCGGUCAAUUCGCUUGAACAUCACCAACAGCAGCUACAGCAUCUGCACCAUCAGGCCAACGGACAUGCUCAGCCCGUGCCGACCAUACAGAUUGGACGGGAUCAUUACCAGCCGCUAUUUGGCAGUGCGCCAACCACAGCGUACACGACGACAGCGCCCGCCACCACACACAGGCACGAGGAUGAAUACGAUGCGAUUGGGGUAAAUGUGGCCAGCAAGUUGCGGUCCAUCAAUCACACGCAACGCAUCAUUGCCGAGAAGCUCAUCAGCGAUGUCCUCUUCAAUGCACAGCUCGACAAUCUCACAGUCAAUUCGUCRCUGGCGCAAUAAUUAAUUAAUAUAUUGUAAAUUAGUUUCAGACGCUUUCGGUCUACUUAAUUUUAUUUUACAUAAGCAUAUGUAUAUGUAUGUGUUGUACGUACGUCGUCCGUUUAUGUUAGCUUGUAUAUUAACGUUUAAUGUUUAUUGUAGAUUUAAUUACUGCAUCAGUUGCAUGCAAUAAAUAGUUUUUAACAAGUUU